This is a messenger RNA of Brassica rapa (field mustard), 4013 nucleotides long. RefSeq names its product NAC domain-containing protein 69. The record is from RefSeq and is a predicted model, not a curated record. Gene Ontology annotation, biological process: regulation of DNA-templated transcription. Gene Ontology annotation, molecular function: DNA binding. Lineage: Eukaryota; Viridiplantae; Streptophyta; Magnoliopsida; Brassicales; Brassicaceae.
AUAUAUUAUAUAUAUGUUACUAUGAUUUAAAUUUAAUUAUAUAUCAUAUCAAAUAGAAAAAUAUUUUUUUGAUUUAUAAAAUUUAUUUAUAUGUUCGCACCAAUUUAAUUAUAUAAGUAGUAGAUAAUGACUUUUUAAUUAUUCAAUAUAUAUUUAUUAUUUCAAAAUAUGUUAUAAACAUAUAAUAUAUAUAUAUAUAUAAUGUUCAUCCCGCGCAAGGCGUGGGUCUUAACCUAGUGGAUUAGUAAAACAGAUCAACAUUAAACUUUUGACACUAUUUCCCUAAUACAUCUGAUAAAUUUUUUUAAAGAAAUUGGAGUUUAUCAGCUUGAGGUGUGCAUCAGUGCAUAACUUAGUAAACAAAAUAUUUACUAAGAUUAGACCAAAAAAUAUAUAUUUACUAAGACAAAAAUCACAAAAAUAAGAAUAAAAUGGAAAGAGAUCGACACACAGGGUUCAGCCACGAUUGAGAAGUUACAUGUUGGCUUCUUAAUUUCUGUAUCUAAGGUGGAUAAAAUGAUGGCUCCCUCACGUGCUUCAGAGUCUAGCUAGAUCCAAUGCUAACUUAGAACUCGUCAUUUCACUCAUAUACCAUUUCAGAUUAUUAAGCAGGGCAUACACCAUUUGUUUUCUUUUUAAAAAACUUUCAAUGUUGGUUGAGGAGGUAAGCGUUGUCAAGGCACGUCUGUGAUCGAUAUUUUCUUUAAAAGGAAAAAACUCUAAAUCAAUUAAUUAUUACAAGCCUGGUUAUUGCAGAAAGCAAUCAAGCUAUGUUGACGUUGCCGUCAAUGGGGGCGGCUAUUACCGGAAAAAGGAAAUUUUCUGCCAGUUCGAAGGAAAUAAAAGGAAUGGUUCGAAGCCUUCUGAAAUAAACAACUUAAGAUUUGAUUGGUAACAUACAUGACUGCAAAACAAUUACAGUGUGAUUUAAUAAUAAUAAAACAUAUAAAUAUAUAUGUAUAUGUAAAGAUAUAUAUAUAUAUAUAUAUAUAUAUAAAGUUUUGUUACUAUUAACAACCCAUUCGAAACCUAGGUUCGGAGUUUCCAAAAAUCUUCAUAGCGAAACAUCAAUAACCUGCCACAUUCAGUGCACAAUAAAAAAUAUAUAAUUUGUCAUUGUCAUUAGAGAAAUCUUUUGUUUUCGGUUUUCAAUUUCUUUUGUCAGCGUUUGAGGAAAACAUUAAGAGUGUGACUAAAAACUUUCAGAGUAAAUCAGAUAAAUAAAUAAAAUGGUAAUGAGAGAAAAAUGAAGAAAGAUAAUCACUCCCAUAAAACCUAGCGCAGUGAUAAGAGUAAGAGUAUGAUUGCUAAUCUUUAGAGUAAAUAGAUGAAAAUAACAUAGUGUAAACAAUAGAAAAAAUUAGAGUGUUGAUUGCUCUAAUAACCUUUUGACAUUUGCCAAAAAAAAACUAUUCACAUUAUUUCUCUAAUAAAUCUGAUGUUUUUUUCUUUAAAAUAUAACUUUUAAAUAAAUGUGAGAAUUAAAAAGAUUUAUUAAGACAAAAAAAAUAAUUAAAAUAAAAAAGACAUACAAAUACGGUUGUAGCUGCGCUUAAGAAGCUACAUGUCGGCAAAAGGUGAUUGAAGUCGCCCACGUUCUUCUGAGAAAUUACCGAAACUAAUUUGCUUAUUUUUGUUUUAUUAAUUUCAAAGACGCGAGAAGGAGGUUGUGUAUAAAUACGGAGGUCGACCCCUCCAAGAAACAAAAACAUAGAGGAACAAAAAAAAAACAGAUAGAAAGAAACCCUUCUGUGUUUCAAACCCUAGUUUUUUUUUUUUUUUUUGAUUACAGAUCUGUAUUUUGUGUGAAAAAAUGAAGAAGAAACCGGUGGGGUUUAGGUUUAGUCCUACGGGACUGGAACUGAUCAACCAUUACCUCAAGAACAAGAUUCUUGAUAAACCAUGGCUUGUCGACGAAGCAAUUAACGAGAUCAACAUCUGUGCUCACGAUCCAAAGUUCUUGCCUUCGUUAUCGAAGCUGGAAUCAAAGGAUCUUGUAUGGUACUUCUUCUGUCGAAGGGAGUACCACGUAUCUGAGAAGAAGAAGGGAACGAAGAGGACAACACCUUCUGGGUAUUGGAAAGCUACUGGUGUUGAUCGGAAGAUCAGGGAGAAGGGUGUUGAGAUCGGGAUCAAGAAGACGCUUGUCUACCAUGAAGGUAAAUCAACUAAUGGUGUUUGGACUCCUUGGGUCAUGCACGAGUAUCACAUCACUUCCUUGCCUCCUAAUCAGAGGAACUAUGUUAUCUGCCAAGUAAUGUACAAGGGUGCUGACGGAGAUAGUUUGUACGGUAAUAACUCCAAUGAGUUAAGCCACUCCACCAUGGUCUCUGACUUGAAUACUGUCAGAGAGAUUAACACUGCCCCUGAGGUUGAGCAACCAAGGGAAGAAGAUUUCUACAUGUCUUGGGAUGAUUUGGCCAACCCACUGAACGAGCAGGAUGAUCCCUCUCUAUUCAAUCCAGACACGUUUUUCAUCGACUACUGCCCUUACCAGCAGCAGCCGCAAGCUCCCUGCGAUGAUGAUUAUAUUAGUAAACUGCUGAGUUUUAACGGAGGGAAUCAUGCUGAUGUACUUGGAGAUCUAGACAUCACAAUGCAAGAGCACCGCAACGAUCACAGGCCAACGAAAGCUUUGACAGGGAUCAUUGUUGAUUGUAGCAGUGAUAACGAUGCUAAAUCCAUAUCUGCAACGGUAAGCAUGUUAGAACCAAUUAUUAUAAAUUUGACAGGUUUGUCCACACAAAUUUUUAUUUUACUUUUUAUAAAUAAAUAUUUAUUUUACAUACAUAAUAUAUAUUUUAAAAAUUUAUCACUACUAAAUAAUUGUUUAAUAUGAUAUUUUUAAACAUAAUAAUAUUAUAGUUUAUAUCUGCAACGGUAAGCAUGUUGGAACCAACUAUUAUAAAUUUGACAUGCUUGUCCGCGCAAAUUUUAAUUUUACUUUUUAUAAAUAAAUAUUAUUUAAUAUAUACAUAAUAUAUAUUUUAAAAAUUUAUCACUGCUAAAUAAUUAUUUAAUAUGAUAUUUUAAACACAAUAAUAUUAUGGUUUAUAUUUGCAACGGUAAGCAUGUUGAAACAAAUUAUUAUAAAUUUGACAUGUUUAUCCGCGCAGAUUUGAUUUUACUUUUUAUAAAUAAAUAUUUAUUUUAUAUACAUUAUAUAUAUUUUAAAAAUUUAUCACUGUUAAAUAAUUAUUUAAUAUGAUAUUUUUAAACACAAUAAUAUUAUAGUUUAUAUCUGCAACGGUAAGCAUGUUGGAACCAAUUAUUAUAAAUUUGACAUGUUUGUCCGCACAAAUUUUGAUUUUACUUUUUAUAAAUAAUAUUUAUUUUAUAUACAUAAUAUAUAUUUUAAAAACUUAUCACUGCUAAAUAAUUUUUUAAUAUGAUAUUUUAAACGUAAUAAUAUUAUAGUUAAUAUUGAGUAAUUUUAUUUUAUUUUUUGAAUCAUUAAGUGCAUCAUUCACAUUUAUAGAGUACGAUCUGCGUAUUUGUACAUGUAUAUUUUUAUUCUUUAAUAGAUCGAAAAAUUCAUGUAUGAUUAAAUUGUUAUAUAUAUUAUUUAAAUUUGUUGCUAUGUAUUUUACCCGGACCCGAAAACCCAAACAGAAAAUGAUCCACAAAAAAAGAUUUGGGUCGGGUACGAAUAAUGGUUUAAUAUGAUAUUUCUAAACACAAUAAUUUUAUAGUUUACAUUGAGUAAUUUUAUUUUGUUUUUCAUUCAUUAAAUGCAUCAUCCACAUUUCUACAAUAUGAUAUGGUCAUCUGAACAUAUGUAUUUUUAUUCUUUAGUGGAUCAAAAAUUUAAUGUAUGAUUUGAUUGUUAUAUAUUAUUUAAAAUUCGGUGCUAUUUAUUUUAUACCCUUUGACAUUUUAUUGGAUUCGUCCGAUUAACAAUAUUAUAAGGCGCAAACGGUUAUGCUGAAUAACAUUAGAAAAUAGAGAGUUACCAUUAACAAUUAUGUUGAAUUAAAUUUAAAUAUCAAGAGUUACAUUAAAAAAUAUCAAAA